CAGGGAUAUUCUUGCAGUACUUGAAUGCUGUAAGAGAGACGAAGACCUUUUACCAGGGCCUGUAGCAACCGGCCAAGGGUGAAUGGUUUUACAUUGUAAGGGAGUAGGUUUAGAUUGGAUAUAGGGGAGGAUUUUUUCCAGUGAGGGUAGUGAGGCCCUGACAACUUGCCCAGAGAAGUUGUGGCUGCUCCAUCUUCUGGAGGUGCUCAAGGCCAGGUUGAAUAAGGCUUUGACCAAGUAGACUGAGUGGGAGAUGUCCCUGCCCAUGGCAGGGGGUUUGUGCCAGGUGAUCUCUUCCAACCCAAACCAGUUGUUGGUCUGCAAUUGUGAUAAAUAACAAAACACGGCAGAAAAGCACAUGGUGUCAAUGAAGCAGAGUUCUGUGAACAGUACCUACGUGAAUUUAACUUCAUUAGAUGAAUCUGAGCAAGCUGAGAGGUUGAAAUGAUGGCUUUAGGUCUGGAAUUCAAAACCAUCAAUUCAGGGUGGUUGCAUUUGUGUUCCUGACAUCUGGGGAAUGCCAGUUUUAGAUCCUAGUGUCAGCAGCAUAUUCAGAUCUUGCUGCCAACCAGGGACUAAUUUUCAGUCUUUAAUUUUUUUAAGCAUUCCCUUGCCUCAUGUAGAACGGUGGCUUCCUGCUGCUGGGAAUGUCCAUCCUGCUGGGAAGCUGGUGAUGCAAGUUCCCUCCUGCAGGACUGAGGUGACCACAGGUUACUGUUGAAGGACAGGAACUGCUGAUGAAGCAUUGCCCAGGAACUGGGGGAUCAGCAGGGUGUCUUGCUGCACUGGAGAACUUGCUGCUGCUUGGAAAUGCCACAGCUGGAGUUUAGGAAGAUGCCCAAGAAGGGAGGGAAGAUUGCAGACGUGGCAAAGGAAACACAGGCUCAGUGCAAACGGCCCAGGUUGGAUGCAGCUGGUUCUCCAUCAGUCCUGAGUUUUGAGAGCCCCGACAGCCUCUUCAGGAGCCUGAUCUCUCCCAUCAGAGAAGAGGAGUUUUUCAGGGACUACUGGGAGCAGAAGCCCCUGCUUGUUCAGAGGAAUGAUGUCCUGGUGGCUGCUUACUACCAGUCCCUGUUCCAGCUGUCACACUUGAAGGAGCUGUGCAGCCAGGGCCUGUACUACGGGCGGGAUGUGAAUGUCUGCAGGUGUGUCAAUGGGAAAAAGAAGGUUUUAAAUAAAGAAGGUAGAGUGAAUUACAUGCAGCUGAAGAAGGAUUUUGACCAGAAAAAGGCAACAAUACAGUUUCAUCAACCUCAGAGAUUUAAGGAGGAGCUGUGGAAGAUUCAGGAGAAGCUGGAGUGUUACUUUGGGUCUCUGGUGGGCUCCAAUGUUUACAUCACUCCCCAGGGGUCUCAGGGCCUUCCCCCUCACUAUGAUGAUGUCGAGGUGUUCAUCCUCCAGCUGGAAGGAGAGAAGCACUGGCGGCUCUACAAACCAACGGUGCCUUUGGCUCGGGAGUACAACGUUGAGCCAGAAGAGAGGAUUGGGAGUCCCACACAUGAAUUCAUAUUAAAGCCAGGUGACUUAUUGUACUUCCCAAGAGGGACUAUUCACCAAGCUGACACUCCUCAUGGGAUCUCCUAUUCAACACACGUGACCAUCAGCACCUACCAAAACAACUCGUGGGGAGAUUUCUUACUGGAUGCAAUUCCUGGCCUGGUGUUUGAUGCAGCAAAAGAGGACAUGGCACUGAGGACAAGCAUUCCAAGGCAACUGCUCAUGCAGGUGAACACAGCUGACUGCACCAAAAAGCUGAGCAGCCUUCUGAGAAGGCUUGCAGACAGUCUGGAGAGCUCCAGGGAACUGAGAUCAUCCGACAUGAAGAAGGAUUUCAUCAUGCACCGGUUGCCACCGUGCUUGGGAUGUGACUCUGAUCCUUUGACUCCAGGUGGGAAAUUGCCAAAAAUAGAUAGCAAAAUCAGACUGCAGUUUAGAGACCAUGCUAUCAUCACUGUGGAACCAGAUCAAGACAAUGCUGAUGAAAUUCGGAGGGAGAUGGUUUAUGUGUAUCAUUCCUUAAAGAACAGGAGAGAAACUCACAUGAUGGGGAGAGAGGAUGACACUACCAGUGAGGAUGGCCUGGCACAGCAGACUCAUGGGCUGCGCUUCCCUUUGUCAUACUUGGAUGCACUGAAGCAGAUCUGGAGUAGCAGCACUGUUAAUGUUAAAGAGCUUAACCUUACCUCAGAUGCAGAGAAAGAAAACCUUGCCUUGUCACUCUGGACUGAAUGUCUGAUUGAAGUUCUUUGAUGCUUUUGUGAAUUAGCUGCUCUGGCUAUCAAUGAUCUCUUGAGACCAAGGUUUAUUAAAUUAAGGUUUUUUUAAUCCA
Lonchura striata (white-rumped munia) is the source of this 2329-nucleotide messenger RNA. The record is from RefSeq and is a predicted model, not a curated record. NCBI's taxonomy places the organism in Eukaryota, Metazoa, Chordata, Aves, Passeriformes, Estrildidae.